Puntigrus tetrazona (Sumatra barb) is the source of this 1199-nucleotide messenger RNA. It is a transcript of the gene sprn, whose product is annotated as shadow of prion protein. The transcript has 2 exons. Gene Ontology annotation, cellular component: membrane. Lineage: Eukaryota; Metazoa; Chordata; Actinopteri; Cypriniformes; Cyprinidae. The coding region runs from base 164 to 562 and encodes 132 amino acids. The record is from RefSeq and is a predicted model, not a curated record.
CUGAUGACUACACCUGCCAUGUUUUAAUUCAUCUCCAGCAGCAGCGCGCAUUACGAGCAGUGCCGCCUUACAUAACGCCUGCAUUUUUAUUUGAUCUCACACAUGAUAGUGAGACGUCGCGGGAUAUUCUGCGGACACGGACGCUAUCGGAGGGUGAUCCAGAAUGAACAGGGCUGUUGCCACCUGCUGGAUAUUUCUCCUGCUUUCGGCAUUCCUGUGCGAUCAGGUGAUAUCCAAAGGUGGCAGGGGAGGAGCCAGGGGUUCAGCACGGGGCAGCGCUCGAGGAGGCCGGACGUCCCGCACCCGUGGCUCCCCCGCUGUGAGGGUGGCAGGGGCGGCGGCGGCCGGGGCUGCGGUGGCGCUGGGAGCCGGAGGGUGGUACGCGUCGGCCCAGCGUCGACCGGAUGACAGCUCGGAGCAUGGAGAUGAUUCCUACAGUAACAGAACAGACUGGGAGCUCUACCUCUCCAGGACAUCAAACGCAAUAGCGCACGACUCCGCUGCCACUAGAUUUUCUGCCUUGCUCUUACCAAUAAACUUUGUGAUGUACUUUGCCCCUUGAUGCGGUUUAAGACGGUUUGGCACAGCUUAAUAAGCUGCUCAUGUAUGUUACUGUGCAACACCGAUGUUUAAUAAUGUGUACUUUAUUGCACAACAAAGCAGAUACGAAGAUGAAAGGAGGAUUUAAAACAUCUCUAUUUAGUUUAGUAGACAUAUAGGUUCUGAAAGGUUAGUUUGCUUCAACAGAAGCAUUAGUAUCUAUACAACUAUAGACUACUUAAAUUAUGCUGGUCACAUCAUGUACUGGAUGGCAAAAAUACUGUGUUAUUGUUGUGCUGCUGCACUGUUGGUAAAACUCCACUGUUCUUGACAUUCGCGUAAACCUUUUUUAUAUGAACCUUUGUAUGUUCAAUAAUAUUUAUGUUCACGUUUAACUAAUAAGUGUAUGUAGAUCGAAGAGGUAUGCUGUAACACAUUUAGAAUUAGAAAACAGUAUUUCUAGCUGUACCCGUACUCCCCAUUGCUUCCGGUGUGAAAAUGUCCUCUUUCUACAUCAUUUAUAAAUGACUUGAUGUAUUUAAACAAUUUUGUAUUUCCAGUAGAGAUUUUUGAUAACCCACGAAAAAUGUGAAUGCGGUGUGUAUUAAGUGCACAGGUGUUUUAAGAAAUUAAAGAGGUUUUAUUUAUAUACGUGUUAA